This is a messenger RNA of Protopterus annectens (West African lungfish), 1336 nucleotides long. RefSeq names its product transmembrane protein 109-like. The record is from RefSeq and is a predicted model, not a curated record. Gene Ontology annotation, biological process: cellular response to gamma radiation; intrinsic apoptotic signaling pathway in response to DNA damage by p53 class mediator. NCBI's taxonomy places the organism in Eukaryota, Metazoa, Chordata, Ceratodontiformes, Protopteridae. The coding region runs from base 119 to 862 and encodes 247 amino acids. The transcript is spliced from 3 exons.
UGCAGCUGUGACUCAUCACCUCUUCCUGUAUGUAUGUAGGCAGUGUGUUUGGCUGUAGCUCGAAACAGUAGGUCUACAAACUUCCUUGCUUUCCAUGUGUCGUGCUAACUGAAAGAACAUGCAGCCCAGCAGAACUAAAGAAACAUGCAAUCGCUGUUUCCUUGCUUUGGUAAUUUUGUAUUUGUUAAAUGCCCAAGUUAAAGCUCAUGUUUCAGAUAAACCGUAUUCUGCCUAUUCCAAGCAGAAGACUCAAGGUUCAGUAUCUGAUUCCCCAGGAUUUCUUGCAGAAUUGCUCCAGUAUCUUCAGGAAGGCCUAAAGAACUUACUGGGAAGAGAAGCAAUGCAGCAAGUGUCUGAGUUUGUUUCACAGUUUGUGAAAAUGGUUGCAGAGGGAUUAACUGUCGCUGUCAAGCAGCUGUCCAAGGUCUUGCGGGAGCUCCUUGAUGCCCUUGGGUUAGACGGUGAUAAGUUUGUAGAAUACCUGAAUGUCACACCUGACGAGAUAAACACCAUCCUCAACUGGACAGUUAUAGCCCUGAUUGCUUACUUGGUUCUCUCCUUUGUUUUGGGCCUGGCUUUUUCCAUUGUGAUGCGCAUAUUUUGGUGGCUGAAGAUUGUGCUUUUCCUUUCUGCUUUCCUGUACAUCAUAGCAGUUGUUGAAAACACAGUUCAUCGUGCUACCAUACUUUUGGGUCUUGUAGUCUUCUAUAUCCUGCUUGGGAAACUUUUUAAUUCAUCCAAUCCGCAGUCUAACCAUUUGGAAAAGGAAGUUUGCAGGCUUCAGAACCAGAUUAGUGAUCUUAGCUGGAAGCUGUCACGAGUGACACAGCCUAGAAGAGGGGAUAUGGAGAAUUAUGAGUAGCUGUUUGACGCACUGCAAGCUUCCCUUCAAGAGCACUGCAUGUUUGGACUAAGAUUUACAACUCACAACAAAAAAGGAGCACAUUUUGUGUGGUAGUUCCAAAUGUUGCUGCUAGACUUCACCUUUUUAUGGUAACAGCAUGGCAGAGAAAUCAUAAAAGGACUAGACAAAAACGGAGCUCAUUUAUUAACCACAGUGGUGCUACAAAAUGAGUGCCAGUAAAAGUGUCUCACAUAUAUGUGGAAUGGGGCAGAAUGGAGGCUUUAAGGAACCAUACCUUGCAUGGCUCUUCUUUUGUUGUGUAAUGUGUUUAUUAGUGUUGUAGCCCUGUCAUUACAUUUGUUUCCCAUUUCAAAUGCUGGAACUACAGCACUAUAUAACAAGAAUGUACAAGUAUUCAAGUGCCUUAUUUUUAUUUUUAAAUAAACUGACAAGUUUUUAUUAUGAAAGGUUAUAAAAGAACUUGAUAUGGCA